Molecule: messenger RNA, 2773 nt
Organism: Apodemus sylvaticus (European woodmouse)
Lineage: Eukaryota; Metazoa; Chordata; Mammalia; Rodentia; Muridae
Gene: Slc6a8
Product: solute carrier family 6 member 8
Exons: 13
Coding region: 671-2578 (635 amino acids)
Biological process (GO): neurotransmitter transport; sodium ion transmembrane transport
Cellular component (GO): plasma membrane
Molecular function (GO): creatine:sodium symporter activity
Source: RefSeq, a predicted model, not a curated record
UGACAUCACCGGGAGUCGGUUCUUAAGCAGCAGCGGGUCGCGCCUGGAAGAGAGGGACAGUUGGAGUGCCGAGGCGAAUCUUUGAGUCCGCCGCGGCCCUGAGAGCGGCUGUAGCCGCCGCCGCCAGGAAGGAGGGGGCUAGUCGUGCCCGGGACCACCAGAGCCACCAGCGCCUGGAGAGACGCGGACGAGCAGGACAGCCGCUUGGGGCUGGGCCGGGGCCGCGGGCCUCAGGCCCCUUGCUCCGGCCGCCGCUUGCAGACAGUGGGCGUCCGAUGCCACCCGCGACUCGCUAGGGUGAGCCACCGGCAGGGCGAGCAGUCGUCGCUGCGGCCGCCACCGCCGCCCGAGCCGCGGGCAGGAAUCUCAGGAGCCGCCGCCGCCCGGCCAGGCUCCGCCGCCGCCCGCGCGCUCCCGGGCCCCCGACACACAUGAGAUUCUUCAGGCUCACUUUCAAGUGCUUCGUGGACUGCUUCUGACUGCGCCGCCCCCGCCGUCCCGCACCCCUCCCGCCCACCCGUCGCCCCGUCCCCCGGCCCGGCCGCCCCCGAGGCCCCCGGGCGGGCCCGUCCUUUCGGGGCCCUCUCUCCAAGUGCCACCGGAGCCCCUUGCCCGCCCGCCACCCUCGAGGCGCCGCCACCCCCUGCCCGGCCUCGCGGCCCCAGGGGCCAUGGCGAAAAAGAGCGCUGAAAACGGUAUCUAUAGCGUGUCUGGCGACGAGAAGAAGGGACCUCUCAUCGUGCCCGGGCCCGACGGUGCCCCAGCCAAGGGCGAUGGCCCUGCGGGCCUGGGGGCUCCUGGCGGCCGCCUUGCCGUACCGCCGCGAGAGACUUGGACACGCCAGAUGGACUUCAUCAUGUCAUGCGUGGGCUUCGCCGUGGGCCUCGGUAACGUGUGGCGCUUCCCCUACCUUUGCUACAAGAACGGCGGAGGUGUGUUCCUUAUUCCCUAUGUCCUGAUUGCCCUGGUUGGAGGAAUCCCCAUUUUCUUCCUGGAAAUCUCACUGGGCCAGUUCAUGAAGGCCGGCAGCAUCAAUGUCUGGAACAUCUGUCCCCUAUUCAAAGGUCUGGGCUAUGCCUCCAUGGUGAUUGUCUUCUACUGCAACACUUACUAUAUCAUGGUGCUGGCCUGGGGCUUCUAUUACCUGGUCAAGUCCUUUACUACUACUUUGCCGUGGGCUACGUGUGGCCACACCUGGAACACUCCUGACUGUGUGGAGAUCUUUCGCCAUGAAGACUGUGCCAAUGCCAGCCUGGCCAACCUCACAUGUGAUCAGCUUGCUGACCGCCGGUCCCCUGUCAUCGAGUUCUGGGAGAACAAAGUCCUGAGGCUCUCCACAGGGCUGGAGGUUCCAGGAGCCCUCAACUGGGAGGUGACUCUGUGCCUGCUGGCCUGCUGGGUGCUGGUCUACUUCUGUGUGUGGAAGGGGGUCAAGUCAACAGGAAAGAUCGUGUACUUCACUGCUACAUUCCCCUACGUGGUCCUCGUUGUGCUGCUGGUGCGAGGGGUGCUGCUGCCUGGAGCCCUGGAUGGUAUCAUCUACUAUCUCAAGCCUGACUGGUCAAAGCUAGGGUCCCCUCAGGUAUGGAUAGAUGCUGGGACCCAGAUUUUCUUCUCUUAUGCCAUCGGCCUGGGGGCCCUCACAGCCCUAGGCAGCUACAACCGCUUCAACAACAACUGCUACAAGGAUGCCAUCAUCCUGGCACUCAUCAACAGCGGGACCAGCUUCUUUGCUGGCUUUGUGGUCUUCUCCAUCCUGGGCUUCAUGGCCACAGAGCAGGGUGUACAUAUCUCCAAGGUGGCAGAAUCAGGACCUGGUCUAGCCUUCAUUGCCUACCCACGGGCUGUCACACUGAUGCCUGUGGCCCCACUCUGGGCUGCCUUGUUCUUCUUCAUGCUGCUGCUGCUCGGUCUGGACAGCCAGUUUGUAGGUGUGGAGGGUUUCAUCACCGGGCUCCUGGAUCUCCUCCCGGCCUCCUACUACUUCCGUUUCCAAAGGGAGAUCUCCGUUGCCCUCUGCUGUGCCCUCUGCUUUGUCAUCGAUCUCUCCAUGGUGACUGAUGGCGGGAUGUACGUCUUCCAGCUGUUUGACUACUACUCAGCUAGUGGCACUACCCUACUUUGGCAAGCAUUUUGGGAGUGUGUGGUGGUGGCUUGGGUUUAUGGAGCUGACCGCUUCAUGGAUGACAUUGCCUGUAUGAUUGGGUACCGACCUUGCCCCUGGAUGAAAUGGUGCUGGUCCUUCUUCACCCCACUGGUCUGCAUGGGCAUCUUCAUCUUCAACAUUGUGUACUACGAGCCACUGGUCUACAACAACACCUACGUGUACCCAUGGUGGGGUGAAGCUAUGGGCUGGGCCUUUGCACUCUCUUCUAUGCUCUGUGUGCCCCUCCACCUCCUGGGCUGUCUCCUCAGGGCAAAAGGAACCAUGGCAGAGCGAUGGCAGCAUCUGACCCAGCCUAUCUGGGGCCUCCAUCACUUGGAAUACAGAGCUCAGGAUGCAGAUGUCAGGGGCCUGACCACCCUGACUCCCGUUUCCGAGAGCAGCAAGGUCGUCGUGGUGGAGAGUGUCAUGUGACAGGCACCCCCAGCUCACAUCACCAGCUCAUCCUUUGGUAGCCAUAGCAGCCCCAGCUUUAGCCCCCACCCAUCCCUCUGGGGGCCUGCCUUUCCUUGACAGUUUGGGGGUCUGCCUGGGGGAGGGGAGGAAGCACGAUGAGUGCUAACAAAAAUAACUUUUUCCAUUUUUAAUAAAACGCCAAAAAUAUCACAA